UGAAAGUAAAAUCAAAAUUGUAUGUAAAUCUUUAGGAAAGCUCUUCAAAAUUAUGUCACCAUGCAAUUCCAAAAAGUUCCAAACAGUGACACACUGCAUCUUCGAUAACGAUGGCACCCUAAUGGAUACGGAGAACAUUUACCAGAUGGCAGUGCAAAGGACAAUCGAUCCCUUCGGUAAAGAGUAUAGCUAUGAUCUUAAGUUGCGCUGCAUGGGCCUGCCAAUCAUGCUAGCAGCCAAGUUGCUGAUCAAGGAGCUAGAUCUACCAGUUACUCCCGAAGUGUAUAUCGAAAGCUUUGACAAAGCGAUGAUUGAGCUGACGUCUAACGUAUCGCUUCUGCCGGGUGUAAGGAAUCUGCUGCUGCAUCUCGCUCACCAUCGCGUCCCCAUGGCUAUUGCUACGGGAUCUGGGCGCAGGAUGUUUAGCUUGAAGUCUGCACCUCAUUGCAAUAUUAUGCCUGCUUUUCAUCAUAUCGUCUGCGGCUGUGAUCCGGAGCUUAAGGCGGGAAAGCCCGCGCCGGACAUCUUUCUAUUGGCUGCUGCUCGAUUCGCCCCACCGGCACAUCCCAAGUGUUGUUUAGUGUUCGAGGACUCGCCAAAUGGCCUGCAGGCGGGCUUGGCAGCUGGUAUGCAAGUAGUAAUGAUUCCAGAUCCGCGUUGUCCCAAAGAGCUAAGACAGGGUGCUACUCAGGUGCUGGAGUCCAUGGAAGACUUUAAACCGGAGCAAUACGGGCUGCCUCCCUAUGGAAAUUGUGAACGAUUUUAUUUUGGCUAAUUCUUAAAAUCCUGAGUUAAAAUUUUAAGUUUUUGUUUAUACCAAAGAUAAGAAAAAUAAAUUUAGGACUUAUAGCAUA
Drosophila busckii is the source of this 854-nucleotide messenger RNA. RefSeq names its product pseudouridine-5'-phosphatase. Lineage: Eukaryota; Metazoa; Arthropoda; Insecta; Diptera; Drosophilidae. The record is from RefSeq and is a predicted model, not a curated record. Gene Ontology annotation, molecular function: phosphatase activity. The transcript has 2 exons. The coding region runs from base 53 to 775 and encodes 240 amino acids.